Messenger RNA from Schizophyllum commune H4-8, 1007 nucleotides. RefSeq names its product snare-like protein. NCBI's taxonomy places the organism in Eukaryota, Fungi, Basidiomycota, Agaricomycetes, Agaricales, Schizophyllaceae. Gene Ontology annotation, biological process: vesicle fusion with Golgi apparatus; retrograde vesicle-mediated transport, Golgi to endoplasmic reticulum; endoplasmic reticulum to Golgi vesicle-mediated transport. Gene Ontology annotation, molecular function: SNAP receptor activity. The transcript has 7 exons. Gene Ontology annotation, cellular component: endoplasmic reticulum membrane; SNARE complex; endoplasmic reticulum-Golgi intermediate compartment. The coding region runs from base 54 to 698 and encodes 214 amino acids. The record is from RefSeq and is a predicted model, not a curated record.
CUCGAGUCUGCCACUGGACAUCAUCUGCUUGCUGCUGGAGGGAUUGAUACACCAUGGUCAGGUCAACAACAAUUGUGCGCGCGUCUGACGCGCUCCCCCUCGCUGCUUCUGUGGACGAUGAGCAGACGGAGCAAGCUCUGCAAGAGCAUAAGCAACAAGCAAAGCUCAUCUUCCGGCGCAUAACCCCCAACGCCGAGCCUCGCUGCUCGAUCGAGAGUGGGCAGUAUACGCUCCACUAUCUCAUCUCAGACAACGUCGUCUACCUUACCAUUGCGGACAAGUCCUACCCUCGAAAGCUUGCCUUCUCCUACCUCGAUGAGUUGUCGAAGGAGUUCUCGACAACGUAUGGACCGAAGGUGGAUACUGUACGCAAGCCAUAUGCAUUCGUGGGCUUUGACACCUUCAUGUCAAAGACUGCUCGCCUAUACCGCGACACCCGGACAUCGUCCGGCCUCGACCGCCUGAACGACGACUUGCAAGACGUGACGCGCAUCAUGACGAAGAACAUGGAGGAGCUGCUUUGGCGAGGAGACUCUUUGGAUCGGAUGUCCCACUUAUCAACUUCAUUGCGGUCCGAAUCCGAAAAGUACCGCAAGGCCGCACGGCAAAUCAACAUAAAUGCCAUGAUUCGGCAGUACGCACCAUUAGGUGCGGUCGGGCUUAUCCUCAUCAUUCUCAUGUGGUGGAAGUUCUUUUAGGGGGGCAGCGUGUAAGUAUUGUUAGGCGAGCGCAGGCCUCACGGUGGGGUAAGGUGGCGAGUGCGCUGCGGCGAAGGGUACGUGGACGCUACGCUAGAGCAUCGGGGAGGUUGGUACUCUCGGGCCCGCGAGUGCCCUGUCGACGUUGGGUGCACGUCCGGCUACAUUGGGUGCGCUGUACAUGGUCCAUAUUCUAGUCCACUUUUCUCUCAAUCAUUCGGCAUAUAUACCUGCUUUUCAUGGACUUGUAUAAUGGUCACACUGACGUCGAGAGGAUGGAUAUUUCAUCUGGGCCGAGGAGCGUUCGUC